Messenger RNA from Plasmodium gonderi, 564 nucleotides. RefSeq names its product Plasmodium exported protein, unknown function. NCBI's taxonomy places the organism in Eukaryota, Apicomplexa, Aconoidasida, Haemosporida, Plasmodiidae. The transcript is spliced from 2 exons. Bases 1 to 564 code for a protein of 187 amino acids. The record is from RefSeq and is a predicted model, not a curated record.
AUGUUUAUAAAAAACAUGUAUAAUAAAUAUAUACAUAUCCUUAUGAAUAAAAAUAAUUUUAUUCUUCUUCACAUAAAAUUUUAUAGACGAAAAAAUUUAUUUUUGAAUUAUGUUUCAAAUCCGGCAUUCAUAAGUUAUCAAUGCACAAAUGAAGUUUUUGCCACAGAUGAUUAUUUACAUGGUAAAUUCAAGAUAGAAACAUGUAUAACGGCCUUGUUUUUAGUAUAUAUUAUUGAAAAAAGCUUAUAUAAUAUACCUAAAACAGAUUAUUUAUACUUGUGCUAUUGGCUAUAUAAUGAACAUAAUGUCAAAGAUAUAAAAGCAGAAAACAAAGGUACAUAUGAAAUGUUAAUAAUUAGUGCAGGUAAUAAUAAACACAUAUGUAAAAUUACUUAUGGACAAUAUGGAUUAAAGGAUCUUCAAAUUUUGAAACUCAAUAUUAUAUAUAAUAUAUAUAAAAUCAUUAAUAAUAGAAGUAAUAAAGACUUAUCUCAUAUUAAAGAUUAUUUUUAUAAUAUAUUAAAAUUAUUUACAGAAAAAUAUAAUAAACAGGAACGCAGAUAA